Penicillium bovifimosum is the source of this 2868-nucleotide messenger RNA. RefSeq names its product CeGAL family transcription factor (gene farA). Gene Ontology annotation, biological process: DNA-templated transcription; regulation of DNA-templated transcription. Gene Ontology annotation, molecular function: DNA-binding transcription factor activity, RNA polymerase II-specific; DNA binding; zinc ion binding. The transcript is spliced from 6 exons. The record is from RefSeq and is a predicted model, not a curated record. Bases 1 to 2868 code for a protein of 955 amino acids. Lineage: Eukaryota; Fungi; Ascomycota; Eurotiomycetes; Eurotiales; Aspergillaceae.
AUGAGUACUACCGAAUUCCAUCCCGACCAGCUCUCGGACAAUCAAGCCAGCCCGGCUCCGAGUAACGCAGGCUCCACGGGCACAUCAGGCAUCACAGUGCGCAAUGGACCGCAAGGCCAGCCGCUAAGCUUCAGAAGGCAACGUGCGUCACGCGCGUGUGAGACAUGUCAUGCUCGAAAGGUCCGAUGUGAUGCAGCUAGCCUCGGAGUGCCCUGCACAAAUUGUGUCGCUUUCUCGAUAGAAUGCAAGAUCCCUUCCCCAAAACGAAAGAAGAAUAACUCGGGCAAGAGCAAAGACGACGCUCGUUACGAUGACAGUCCACCUCACACUGCCUCUUCGAUUGUCGACGCGGCGGUCGCCCACUUCCGACCCACGAGUACUGAGGAACCAGAAGGCCCGCGGUCAAAGUCUGUGUCCAUGCCCAGAGACAAAGAGAGAGGCUCAGAUGCCGACGAAAAGAACAAUGCCUUCGGAUACCGCAACAAUCGCAUGGCCACUGACGGAAUGCCAAAAACAACUCUCUCCGAGGCCGAUGCCGCCCAACAAGCUUCGACCGAUAAUGCCUAUGCCCAAUUCAUGAAACCAAAAUUUGCUCGUGCUCCGAUUAAAGAGGCUGGUCGGGUGGCAUACUUGGGCGAGUCGUCAAACCUGUCUCUUCUGGUUCAGGACCGUCAUGGAACGACGGAUGUCGUGCACUAUCCGCUCCCACCGAAUAUCAGAGGAUCUCGCGCCCGGUUGACGGACUUGGACAAUUUGGAAAUUGAUAUCUUGCACCAGCGAGGCGCAUUCCUGCUUCCACCCAAACCCCUCUGUGAUGAAUUGGUCGAUGCCUACUUCAAGUGGGUGGCCCCCGUGGUGCCGAUUAUCAACAAGAGUCGCUUCAUGCGCCACUACCGUGACCCCAAGAACCCGCCGUCACUGCUGUUGCUACAGGCGAUUCUGCUGGCAGGAUCGAGAGUCUGCACUAACCAGCAGCUUAUGGAUGCGAACGGCUCAACGACCCCUGCGGCUAUGACCUUCUAUAAGCGUGCCAAGGCAUUGUAUGAUGCUAACUACGAAGAUGACCGUGUGACUAUUGUGCAGGCAUUGGUUCUUCUGGGCUGGUACUGGGAGGGACCGGAAGAUGUCACGAAAAACGUGUUCUACUGGACGCGGGUCGCCAUCGUGGUCGCGCAGGGUUCUGGAAUGCACCGGAGUGUCGAAAUGUCACAGCUGAACAAGCCCGACAAAAGACUAUGGAAGAGAAUCUGGUGGACUCUGUUCACUCGGGAUCGCUCAGUGGCUGUCGCGUUGGGACGACCGAUUGGAAUCAACACUGAUGACUCGGAUGUUGAGAUGGUGACGGAGGAUGAUUUUAUCGAGGAUGAACUUGACACUCCAGCCGAAUACCCAUCAGACCCGGUCCAUGUCCAAUUUUUCCUGCAGUAUGUGAAACUGUGCGAGAUCAUGGGGUUGGUUUUGUCGCAGCAAUACUCUGUGGCUUCCAAGUCACGGCGCAUGAAUGCUAUGGAUCUUACCCACUCUGAUAUGGCUCUGGCCGAUUGGCUGCAGAAUUGUCCGAAAGAAGUGUGCUGGCAACGAUCUCGGCACCAUUUCUGGGCGGCUCUCCUGCACUCGAACUACUACACUACACUGUGUCUUCUCCACCGAGCCCAUAUGCCGCCGGCCUCAUCCGCACCCAACAACUACAGGGUCGAAGAAAUGGCUUACCCAUCGCGAACCAUUGCUUUCCAAGCUGCAGGCAUGAUCACGUCUAUUGUGGAGAAUUUACAAGCACACGGGGAGAUUCGGUACACGCCUGCCUUCAUUGUUUACAGUUUGUUCUCGGCAUUGAUUAUGCACGUGUACCAGAUGCGUUCAUCGGUCCCCUCGAUUGUGGCCACCUGCCAGGAAAGAAUCAACGUGUGCAUGCUAGCCCUCAAGGAUGUAUCUAAGGUCUGGCUAGUGGCCAAGAUGGUGAACACCUUGUUCGAGUCCAUUCUCGGAAACAAGGUGCUGGAGGAGAGACUCCAGAAGGCCGCAGGUCGGAGACAUCAGCGCACACGUCACGGCGAAUCAUCUGUCUCUAGGAAGCCGGAACCACUGAAGCGCAAGUUUGACGACAUGGACAUUGGUAUGCCAAAUGGUGGACCUACUCCCCCGGUAUCAUACGAACGUUCCCGGCCCCAGACGCCCGCCGUUACACCUUCCCGGGAACUGAACCAGCCUCCUCUCGGCGGCCAACAGUCCCCUAGCAAUCACCGCGGCCCUCACGAUCCCAUGACCGGCACUGGUAACUCCCGAGCCAACACCCGGCCCACUACACCAUUCAACGGCCAAUUCUCUCUACCCGCCACACCCCCCGACUUCUUCCUGGUGACCCGUAACUCGCCCAAUCUUUCGCCCUCUCUCUGGGAGAACUUCCAGCCUGACCAACUCUUCCCCGACGGCACCGCCUUCUUCCCCGAGCUUACCUCGCCUCCGCAACCUGGUGCCGUCGAUCCCAAUCUCCAGAUGCCGUCACAGAUGCCCUCAGGCAUGGCCCAGCGUCCUCCCAUGAUGAACAACCAACCGCAGCCCGCCCCGGGCCGCAGUAUGUCCGUCUCCCAGGGGAGUCCGCCGAUGAUUUCGGGACUGCCUGGCCCCAUGGGCAUGCAGCCCAGCCCGGCGCAGCAGAUGUUUGGCAUAGAAGGUCAUCAGCAGGCUUGGCCGCCGAUCCAGGGUCUCGAUGGGACUAUGAGUGGGGCUGCGAUGGACGCUGCUAGCCAGGAUAAUGAUAACUGGAGUAGCAGUUCCCGGAGUGGCCCAACUGCACCGACGACGCUGAACGUCGAGGACUGGUUCCAAUUCUUCGGCAUCAACGGCGGAUUCGGUGAUUUGGCUGCAUAG